This is a messenger RNA of Ceutorhynchus assimilis (cabbage seed weevil), 1390 nucleotides long. Lineage: Eukaryota; Metazoa; Arthropoda; Insecta; Coleoptera; Curculionidae. The record is from the annotation of a GenBank genome assembly.
CAAUCGACCGUUUUGUUUAUUCCAAUGAAGCCUAUAGCAACCAUAUAUGAUAGCAACCCCCCUUUUGUUGAAUCAAUAUUAGAAUUUGUGUUACAUUUUCUACAAAAAUGUCCACAAUCGAAGAUUUGCAAAAUAUUGAGGAAUAUCAGCAAAACGUUUACAUUAACCAUGCCCGAGGGGAGUCUUUGAUGGAAAAAUACGGAAUCCCCAUUCAACAUUACGAAUUUGAUUAUGUGGCCAAGGCUAAAGACGCUGAAGAACUGGAGAAAAUGACGCUUGUAUUGAGGAGCGGACAAGAAGGAUACUUUCCGGAUUUGCUGAGAGCCAUAGAAGACAAACUUCAAAGAUUGAAACCGGAAAGUAAGCUUCUGAAGUACAGCACUCCGGUCCUCCGCAAACAAGAUUUGCUUCAGAAUGACAGGAAUGAAAUUAAUCAAGAUUUACGACAAUGGGUCACCGAUAUGUCCAAGAAUAGCCGAGAAUUGGAUAAAAGAAAGACUAAUAAAAUACAAUGUGACGUGAAAAUUCGCCAAACAGAACUUCAACAUAAACCUGUUACCGUAACAACACCAAAAUCUACUACCCGAAUUGCUUCAACUGACUUUCAAGCUUGGGACAGGUACGAUCCCGACGCUGAAUUACUGAAACAAGAAUUAGAAGAAGAAAAAAUGAAAAUCGAAGCUAAAAAAGCUGAAAAAGCUUCUGAGAAACUCAGAAAAGAAGCCGAGCAAUUUGUUUACGCUGGAACUAGUAGCCAAUCCUGUUUCGUAAUGGCUGGACUCGAUCGAAAACCGAAAAAAUCCGUGUCAUUCAAUCAACACUCGACAGAAACGGAAGCUGCGUACCUGUCAGACCGUGAACUGGAAAAGGGCAGGGAAUUUUAUGUUGCUGGUGACUACGAGUUGGCUCUAAAAUGCUUCACUCAAAGUAUUUUGAGCAAACCACAAGUCAUCAAUAUUAAUAAUCGAGCGUUGACUCAUUUGAAACUUGGACAUUUUAAAGAGGCUUUAGAGGAUACUAAUAAAGUUUUAGCACUUGAUGAAGGAAAUUUGAAGGCUAAUUUGAGAAAGGCGCAAGCUUUAGAAGGUAAAGGAUUAAGUGAUAAAUGGUUUGAAAGAGUAUGAAAAUGCUUUAAUACAGGUUGAACGUGUAAUAAAAACAGAUCCAGAUAAUGAUAUAGCGCAAGAAUUGGCUUCAAAGCUUAGAAAAGUUUGCAAGAAUACGUUUCAGAGCAAAAAUACUAAGAUGAGGGUGUUUGAUGUUAUUUAAUGUACAUAAUUAUGCUGGAACAUGUUCCAGCAUAUAAAAUACGUUGUUGUUUGAGAUGAAUUUGUCAGAAUUUUUCUCUAUUUCUUAAAUUAAAACAAUAAAACUAUUUUGAGAAUCUCAA